Molecule: messenger RNA, 2899 nt
Organism: Cynara cardunculus var. scolymus (artichoke)
Lineage: Eukaryota; Viridiplantae; Streptophyta; Magnoliopsida; Asterales; Asteraceae
Product: protein VAC14 homolog
Exons: 20
Coding region: 387-2579 (730 amino acids)
Biological process (GO): positive regulation of kinase activity; phosphatidylinositol biosynthetic process
Cellular component (GO): PAS complex; endosome membrane
Source: RefSeq, a predicted model, not a curated record
GGGCUCAAAAAGCUGGCAAACUUCUGUGAUCAACUCCCAACUUAUCACGCGUUAUACAAACCCCAAAACACGCCCUUGAGAACUAAGAAACCGCCCCCUCCGACAGAUCUCCGGCGUCUCCUUCCGUCACCGUUCAAUUCAAUUCACGCACACCAAACUCCCUUUUAGAUCUGCAACUCAUCCAAUUUUUCUUCCAAAUUCCUGAAAUUCACCUCGUUUUCUCAAUUCUGUAACUUUGUUGUUAUUGUUAGUUGUAAGUUUAUGGAGGAGAUGUUCCGAUUCCAGCAAGAGAAGAUCAGAAAACGACUUUGAUUAUCAUCCGCCUUGCUCUUACUAAAUAAGGAUUUAAUUUCUUCUUCUUUUUUUGUUUAUAAUCAUCGUGUGGUAUGGCGGAUGCUUUAUCUGCCAUUCCGGCGGCCGUGCUGCGGAACCUCUCUGACAAGUUAUAUGAGAAGCGAAAAAAUGCGGCGCUUGAGGUUGAAGGAAUUGUGAAGCAAUUGACGGCUGCUGGAGAUCAUGAUAGGAUUACUGCUGUGAUAAAUUUAUUGACUCAUGAGUACACUUACUCCCCCCAAGCAAAUCACCGCAAGGGAGGGUUGAUUGGAUUGGCUGCAGCUACUGUUGGUUUGAGUGCUGAAGCUGCACAACAUCUCGAGCAAAUUCUACCACCAGUGAUAAACUCUUUUUCCGAUCAAGAUAGCAGAGUUCGCUAUUAUGCUUGUGAAGCUUUAUACAACAUUGCAAAGGUGGUGAGAGGAGAGUUCAUUUUUCACUUUAACAAGAUAUUUGAUGCGUUAUGUAAGCUUUCAGCAGACUCAGAUCCCAAUGUACAAAGUGCUGCCCAUCUUUUAGAUAGACUUGUGAAGGACAUCGUGACAGAGAGUGAUCAAUUCAGCAUUGAGGAAUUCAUACCAUUGUUGAGAGAGCGUAUGAACGUGUUGAAUCCUUACGUUCGCCAGUUUUUGGUGGGAUGGAUCACGGUAUUAGACAGUGUUCCAGACAUAGAUAUGCUGGGCUUUCUUCCUGAUUUUCUUGAUGGUUUAUUUAAUAUGUUAAGUGAUUCCAGCCAUGAGAUCCGGCAACAAGCUGAUUCAGCACUUUCAGAGUUUCUUCAAGAGAUUAAGAACUCCCCGUCUGUAGACUAUGGUCGCAUGGCUGAAAUACUUGUACAGAGAGCAGCUUCCCCUGAUGAAUUUACUCGUUGGACAGCGAUAACAUGGAUAAACGAGUUUGUAAAACUUGGCGGAGACCAGCUUGUACCCUAUUAUGCUGAUAUAUUGGGAGCUAUCUUGCCUUGCAUAGCAGACAAAGAAGAGAAAAUACGAGUUGUAGCUCGUGAAACUAAUGAAGAGCUCCGUGCAAUCAAGGCUGAGCCUGCUGAAGGAUUUGAUGUUGGAGCAAUCCUCUCAAUUGCAAGAAGGCAGUUAUCUAGUGAGCAUGAGGCUACUCGGAUUGAGUCAUUGCAUUGGAUUUCAUCCCUUUUGAAUAGACACCGUUCAGAGGUCCUGUCUUUUCUGCAUGAUAUUUUUGAAACACUUCUGAAGUCACUAUCAGAUCCCUCAGAUCAGGUAGUGCUCCUGGUGCUGGAGGUGCAUGCAGCCAUAGCGGAAGACCAAUAUAACUUCCGCCAGCUUGUUGUUUUCUUAGUUCAUAAGUUCCGGAUGGAUCAUGCUCUCCUGGAAAGGCGUGGUGCUUUGAUUAUUCGCCAACUUUGUGUACUUUUAGAUGCUGAAAGAGUUUACCGGGAGCUCUCCAAGAUUCUCGAGGGGGAAGCAGACCUGGAUUUUGCAUCUACUAUGGUUCAGGCUCUAAAUUUGAUCUUGCUUACUUCUUCUGAGUUGUCUGACCUACGAGAUCUUUUAAAGCUGUCACUAGUUGAUGCUGCUGGAAAAGACUUCUUUCUUUCGCUAUAUGCCUCAUGGAGCCAUUCAUCGAUGGCCAUAAUAAGUCUCUGCUUAUUAGCACAGGCUUACCAGCAUGCAAGUUCUGUCAUUCAAUCUCUAACCGAGGAGGAUAUUAACGUCAGAUUCUUGGUUCAACUGGACAAAUUGAUACACCUAUUAGAAACUCCCAUUUUUGCUUACCUUAGGCUGCAGCUUCUUGAACCUGGAAGAUAUAUAUGGUUGUUAAAAUCCCUCUAUGGUCUUCUGAUGUUACUUCCUCAGCAAAGUGCUGCAUUUAAGAUCUUAAGGACUCGUUUGAAGACAGUACCCUCGUAUUCCUUCAACAAGGAGCAAAUCAGACGUACAUCAUCAGGGAACCCUUCUGCACAUACUGGUUACAUGUCAACAGGGAUACAUUUCUCGGAAGAUGGUAGCAUGAAUGAAGAUUCUCAUAACGUGCAUAAUGGAAUAAACUUUGCAUCUUCGCUGCAACAAUUUGGACAGAUGCAACAGCAGCAUCGCAUGCAUUCAAAAUCGCAAGCACGGUUACGCAACAGUUCCAUAUCCUCAAAGUGUGUGCAGGAGGUGAAGGAUGUGGAAAAAGCGGAAGAAGUGAGGGGAGGUUCGGGUGGGGGAGAGAUGAGCAGGCCUCCUUCAAGAUCCUCCAGAAAAGGUCCAGGACAACUAGUCCUAUGAAGAUUGAGUUGUAUUUUGUUGGUCUGGUAUAAAAGUGUAAAUUGUAUAUCGUAGUGUUUUGUUUUGGUUGUUGAAGUCAUGAAUGCUGGUGGAGACACUUGGUCCUGUGGUUGUGUUGUUUUUAUUGAAAACCACAGGGAAGGCAGGUAGAUGUCAAUGUGCUACCCUACUUAUAAUAAGAAAUUUUUAGUUUUCUUUAGGAAACAAUAAUGUCAAUGUCAUGUUCCCAGAUGGUUUUGGUUAGUACUGGAGUUUCCAUCUACUGCUGUCUAUUUUUGUCAUUUGAUUUUUCAACCAUAAUCAUAUUAUCAAUCUAUGCA